GUUAAUAUAUAUGGGUGAUCUAAUAUGAGGCCCAAUUCCCAAUAAACAAAUACUACGGGGUAAUAAACAUAACCUCAAACAAUGACACCCCAACAAUAUUUGUCCAUUUAAUUUGUUUCUGCAGGGUAGGGUAACAACAACAACAACCUAAGAGCAACACAUGUUUGGUUAUACUACCAUUUUUGUACCUGAGGAUAUUUGCAGGCAUGGUUUUAGAUUAUUCUUGGCCCACCUUAACAAGGCAUGUCAUGUUCUUGAGAAUUGUAAGGGCAAAUCUUUAGGUGAAGAGCAACCUCAUUCUAUCGACACAUCCAUUUCAAAAUCUCUGUUUGAAUCUGAUAUUGGAGGGACAACCAUUAAACCAGUUUCAUCUUUAGCUGCCAAGGAUGGGUCUUUUGUCUUGAUUUCAACUCAGUCUUCUCCAAAUUUAGAGCUUUUUACAAGUGGUAUUAAUGCUACUCAACCAAUUGAUGAAGAUGCUUUGGAAAAAUCCCUACUUACUGCAACUCCAGCUCCUUCUAAGCAGGCAGUUUCUGCCCCUUUUGAUGCGAGUAAACUGGGUCUUAAUGUUGUUUGCCCAAAUGAAAGCAUACAUAGUUCUGCUCAAAGCCGCCUCAAUUAUGCCAACACAAUUCAGUUGCCUCAACUGCACAACACUUCUAGAGCUUUCAACAUUCAUGCACUACCUUUCCUGCCUUCGAUUCCAGUUCAGAAGCAUCCCCAACUAGGCAAUUCUCUCAAGGAACUGAAAGAGAUGGAAUCAGAGCCUAAAGUUAACAGUGGAGGUCUCCAGCAAGGUAAGUCUCUUAAGGAAUUGAAAGCAUUGGCAGUCAACAAGGAGGCAGUUCAAACAAAUGCGGUUUCCACCAAACCCUUGGGCCUCUUAGACUUGAAGUUAAUUUAUGAAUGCUCCUCGCAAAUCAGUCUCAUUGAUAUGCCUCUAGGGAUGAAAGGAGAAGAACAUAAGAUGCAAAAGGACGGUGGAGAUGAGGUUUCUAAAAUUGUACCUGACAAAAUUGAGAUGCUUGUAGACGAUGAAAACUCUUACACUCUAGAUGCUGAAAUGGAGCUUAAUGCUAUUCAUAUUUUGGACGACUUCAAUCGUAAAGGAGUGUUUAAGAAAAGACCUGAAUCUGGUCAGAUUUUGCUUCCCCCCAUUCAGGAAGAUGAUGAGUCAGCUCCCUUGUCUAGGUCUGGUCUGUCGCUGCUCAGGGCCGAGGCCGAGCGCCUGACCUGUCUUCGGAAACCUAUGGACGGAAGGCCGGCCUUGGUUGCUCCGAGGAUGACCGACCCUGCCGGGGCUGAGUGCACGGUACUGCCGAGUCGCUCUUCGCUAGUCUUUUGUCUUGGUCCCGCCAAGUGGGCCUUGGCGAAGUUGGGCUGGCCGUCUUCCUGCUGGGCUGGAUACCCCCAUUCCCGGCCGUUCACGAUGAUUCGUGAUCGUACGCCUUUGCCGUUGAUUUCGUUCACCAUCUCCGUUCACUCGCCAUCGCCGUCGCAGCCCAACCUGAAGGUUAGUUCACUCUUCCCCGCUCUCAUGACGUCUUCUGAUUCCAACCCUUCCACCCCCGCUGUCGACCCAGCGGCGGUUUGUUUUGAGGAAAUGUACCGUCAAGAUCCCUCCCUCCGCCCCGACGGCUUGAUGGGAGGAAUUGACCAUUCUAGGGUUCUGAGUGCGGUGCCUCUCCGUACGUCCGUCACCGUGGCGUCGUCGUCUCAGGCACCGCCCUUGAAGAAGAAGAAGAAAUCGAAAGUUGUCCAGGGGAAGAACCCGAAAUCCUUACCCGUUACCGUGCUGGAAACGGGUCCGAUUACAAAUACGGGUUGUCUUCUGUUGGAUGUUGACUUUGACGAGGCUCUCCGCUUCGUGGGAGACGGUUACGUGGCCGAGUGUGGUAUGGCCGUCUUCCCCUCAUCCUUGAAACUUUGGAAGGCCAAGUUUGUCUUCAUUUCUGGCUUUCCCGGGGACCGGCACCCUUUCCAAGCUAGGUUUCCCGACUGUCACGCGUUUAUCCGUCAUCCUCGUCGUGAGGCCACUCCCGAGCUUCUAGCACAUGCGCAAAAACUGUUGGAAGAUUGCCGGCCUAAACCACCCCACGUGUACACGGUGUGUACGGAGCAGAACUUAGCGGAGGUGGGGGUCCUUAUUUCCCUCGAGCGCCAGUUCGAGCUAUCCGAAGCCGUGCUUGGGAGUCGUCCGAAGCAUGGGCUUGAGGAGAGCGCCCCGAGGUCGGAAGAUCUAGAAUCGGAGGACAACGGAGAGGAAGAUGACGGGGAGGCCGAAACCGACGAAGAAUUAGGGCAGCCAUCCUACUCCGAGGGGGUUGCUGGAGAUAUGAAUCCGGUGGAUGUUAUUCGCAAGGCCAAGCUGUUGGCCCGCAAUCGCAGCAGAGGAGAAGAGGUUCAACAAAAACCACCGUCCGAGGAUGCAUCUGGAUCUGCUGCUUCCAUCCCGAACUUGGAGACGGUUCCGACCCGGAACUUGAGAAAGAGGAAGGAUGGGAAGUGCCCCACUUCCUUUGACAAGGUUGAUGGGGAUGUAAAUGCCGAGGUCGAGGUCGCAUCCCUGUCCGCGGUGCUGAAGGACGAGGACGAGAUCCUCUCGUCCUUGCAAGGGCUGGUGGAUGGAUUCCACAAAAAGGUAUCGGCGAAAUUGAGUUUGAUCAGCAAACGCCGAGCGGGGGCUGAAUUCUCCUCAGGCGUAGAUUUCUUGGCUUUGGUGGAAACGGAGUUGUCUCGCUUAAGGAAAUUGGCGGAAACCGAGCAUGAACAGGCCGCUGAGCUUGAAAUGCAAGCCAAGGCAAAGUCCGAGGAAGUGGUCCGGUUGCAGGGCCUUCUGAAAGAGUCCGAGGAAUCGGCCUCCCAAUUGACAGCUUCGAUGGCCGAGCUCGAGGGGCGGUUGCGCCAAUCUGAGGGCCGGAUUUCAGAGCUGGACGUUGAAUUGGCCGAGGCUGUCUCGUCGCGGCGGUCUAUGGAAGUUGAGCGAGAUCGGUCUCUUGCCGAGAGGGAACAAGCUUUUGUCGAGAAGGAGCGUGCCAUCUCCGACUUCCUUCAGUCCCCAUCCUUCAAAGAAGUCUGUCUGGAGAAAAUGGCUGCUUAUUACGAAGACUGGCACGGGACCGAGGCCGGCACUGAGAAGAUGGGGUGGAAGGGACGAAGUGGUUCGAGAGCGGUGUCUAUCACGGGAUUCAGCUUGUCCUUCGCCGGACCAGAAGAGUAGAUCCGUCCUUCCCUCCGCCCGGGGACGACAUUCUAGAGAUGCACGAUCCCAACUUGAACGCCAAGCUUGGGGAAAAUCCAGAUUUCCUUAGGACGCCCGAUCGCGAGGACACGGGUGCAGAUGAUGCCGGCGAAGAGCAACCCACAAAUGCCCUUCCUUAGUGUUUUCCUUGUAAUAUUUGAAAUUUCAUCCCUCAUUGUAAUGAAGACUUGAUCACUGU
Cuscuta campestris is the source of this 3440-nucleotide messenger RNA. The record is from the annotation of a GenBank genome assembly. Lineage: Eukaryota; Viridiplantae; Streptophyta; Magnoliopsida; Solanales; Convolvulaceae.